UAUUUGCAUCACGCUGAAUACACAGGGGCGAGAGUUACCAGUCACCAGAGACUGGGAAGCGUGACGUCACGAUCAAACUGUUAUGUACCAGUCGCCAUCUUGGCAGGCUCUCUUACCAAACACCUCUGUCUGUUUUAACCGUAACUACGCACCAUCACCACACUGAUCGCCACAGAGGCUUCCCACAGCAGCCUACAAUCUUUGAGGGUGAUUCAACCUGCAGGCGCUGCCGUCUGCCCAAAGAAUUGCAUUAAAUUGUGCUGCGGCCACGUUAGAAUAGGACCGAAGCUGCCUGGCGUGUUAUGCCACCAGCGUCUUCCUCGUCGUCACGGGGCAUGUGGACAAGCAGCAGCGGUUCGAGGAGCCAUAAAAAACAUGGAAAUAGAAGGCGCACGAUUGCUUUUCCCCACACCAGGGACAGUGUACUUAUAGGCAGCAAGAGCCACACCUUCAGCAGACAGGAGCACCGCCGUCAUGAAGCUGGUACCCCCUCCCAGACGCCACCAUCUCUGAGGUGCACUACGUGGCUGACGAAAACGGGUACCGCGAUCAUUCACUCCCUCCGCCCGCUGCCCGCACCCCCUGAGGAUCCCCACGACCAUGACGACCUGCUGUAUGACCCCGCAACUCAUGAUCCGCCCACUGAAGACUACCUCCCAAACUCGCACGGUGAAGAACACGAUGAACACCACGGCCCUUCAGACUCCCACAUUGAUUAUAAUGUGAUUGACUCUCAUACUCACACUGACUGUGGCGCUCCUUCAGAGUCGCAAACUCCCUCUAUAACUAUCACAUUCCCACUGACACUCACACUCUUGAAUCACACUCCCUCUGACUCUCACUCCGUCAGUGACCACAUCUUGGGCUCACCUCAAGACAACCUCAACUCCCUCACCCUCGACCUGCGAUCAUCUGGCUGAGGUUGCUCCUCUCGAAUGGAACUACAAUUGAGCUGCAAUACGUGGGUGACGAAAACGGUCCCCAGCAACAAAAAAAACUACUUCCUCUCCAUGGCUGACAGAACGUGUAUUCGGGCUUCGCAGUUAGAUUACAGUGACUACAAAAUAAAAAAACACAUUCGAUCUGACUCAUUCUUUCAGUGACUCUCUUGGCGAUGAUUAGGUGACUAACUUUCCAUUUCUCAGUCACAUUCUCACUGACUCACUCCACCAAUGGCCACCACUACGAGCCACCAAAACACAUUUACGACUCAAUUACCAUCAAGCUGUAAACACCUGCCUGAUAUCACCCUACACCUGCAUAGAACAAAACACUAAUUAGUUAAUUAAUUGAAAAUUUUAUCUUGGCGCAGAAACAUGUCAAUGAAUCAAGGUCAUAUGCCGCGGUAGCAAAACAUACACCAAGAUAUGUAGCUUAAUCAAAUAAAUAAAGGAAAUCAA
Molecule: messenger RNA, 1400 nt
Organism: Scylla paramamosain (green mud crab)
Lineage: Eukaryota; Metazoa; Arthropoda; Malacostraca; Decapoda; Portunidae
Exons: 4
Coding region: 303-920 (205 amino acids)
Source: RefSeq, a predicted model, not a curated record